UCCCAACUGGAGGACAACAUAAAGACGAAUCAAGGAUUGUUGUGGCAGUGACAAGCACAACAAUAACAAAAAUAAUAACAAUAACAAAAAGGAAAACAAACAACAAAAACUUUGAACUUUAACAUGAACAAAAAUGCCGGCGAUGGCAGCGGCAACGAUGGCAAAAACUCAAAUAAUCACGGUGGAAAAGGGGGCUCCGGGGCGGGUGGCGGCGCAGGGGCUGGCAAUCCCCAUGAUCCCACCGGACUGUUAGAUGCGGCAUCGCUGUUCGCCUAUUGGGGCCGCGAUCCAACUGGCGCUGCAGCUGCGGCUGCCUCAAACCCGCUCUUCAACUCGCAGUUCAAUGCAGCCGCUGCCGCCGGCUUGGGCCUGUUGCCAAAUGCUGCGGGCGCAGCAGCAGCCGCUGCCAACGACCGUUAUUCAUCGAUGGCCGCAGCAGCAGCGGCAGCUGCCGGCGCCCACCAUCAUCAGAACACAAUGGCCGUCGCGGCCUCGCAGGCAGCCAGCCUAGCGGGCCUGCAUCCAGCAAGUUGGUGGUCCAUGGCUCAGUUGGCAGCGCAGGAUUAUUUCAGUCGUCUGCAGGCAUCGGGCCUCUCGCCAUUUCCCCAUCCCGAUCUGGCCGCUGCCUUUGGGCCCGCUGCCAUGGCAAUGGGCGGCGGUGGCAGUGGCUCUAGCGGUGGUGCAGGCGGCGGUGGGGGCAUGGUGGGCGUUGGCGGCGGUGGAGGUGGCGGCUCUGGCGGUGGCAGCAGCUCCAGCAGUAAGUCGAACAAAUCGCGCAAAGAGAAGCGCGCCGCUCAGCAGCAGCAGCAGCAGCAACAACAACAGCAGCAGCAACAAAAUCUGGCCAACAGUUUGAAUGCCGCAGCGGCAGCCGCGGCCGCAGCAGCUGCGAACAAUCCAGCCGCAGCACUGGCCAGCAUGCAUGGCUUUGGACUGCCCGGCACCAGCAUGCCGUCCUCGGGCAGCAGCUCCUCAAUAUCAACAAGCAGCGCCGGACACGGUGGCUAUAAGAGUACUGCCAGCGCGUAUGGAAAGCCCUCGACGAUGACCAGCAGCGGCAGCGGAAGCAGUAUUGCAAGCAAUCCCGGCUCUGCAUACGAUCCGGUCACCCUGCACAAGGAGCUGUUGGCCAUGCAGGCCGUUGCAGCGGCUGCCUCGGGCUCUGGAGUGGGCGGCAUGUCGGGCUUGGGCAGUGGGGGCAGCUCCAACAGUUCCUCCGGCAAGAAGUCCAGCAGCGGCGCUGUUGGAGGCGGCGGUGGCGGCGGCAAUUCGUCGCUGCAUGCUCAUGGCUUAUCGAAUCUGGCGAUGAGCCUCGGCGCCGGCAGCAGCAGCGGUGGAGGCGGUGGCAGUGGUGGCGGCAUCAUGUCCAGCAGCAAAGCUUCCACCAAUGUCAGCUCCAGCUCGAGUGGUGGCGCCUCGUUGGGCAGCAUGCAUCCGGGCCUGGCAAUGUCGCCGCACGGCAACAUGUCGGGCAGCGGCAUGGGCAGCUCUGGCAAGGAUCGGGAUCGCGAUAAGAACAAUCCGUCGCUGAAUGCGCUCAACUCGCUGUCACAAUUCGGAGCACUUGGCAUGACGCCCCAGCAGAGCAUGCAGGCGGCGAUGAAUGCCUUUGCCGCAAGCACUGGGGCCAACGCCACGGUCACCUCGUCGGCCCACUCGUCCCAGCAGCAGCAGCAGCAGGUGCCCAGCACAACGAUGGCCGGCGGCAGCGCAGGCAAGGUGAAGGACUAUAUGAGUAAUGCGGCCAUGAUGAGCAGCAGCAGCGAGCAUCCGUCGCUGUUGGGCGUGAGACUGCCGCCGGAUACGGAGAUUAUUAAGUACACGUCCUCCAUCGUGGGCCCCAAGAUUCCUGGUAGUACUUCACGCGGUCGCAAGAAGACCAUAUCUGAAACAGAACAACAACAACAACAGCAACAACAAGCCACACAGAAACAACAACACCAAGCAGAACAACAACAACAACAGCAACACCUUACACAACAACAACAACAGCAGCAGAAGGAUUUAGAAAGCACAACAAAUGCAAUUUCCUCUCUGCUUGCAUUUCCAGGGCUCAGUCCAGCAAAGCGUGCCCGACUCGAAAUGGAGUACGCAGCCAUGGCGGCGGCGGCGCAGCAACAACAGCAUCUGCACGGCAUGCUGGGCGCGGCCGGCAUGCCCAUGGGCCUAGGCAUGACGCCCAUGGAGCAGCUGAGCAGCGUCUCGAAGGCAGUUGUGUCGGCCGCAUCGUCCUCCUCGACGGUGACCAGCACCGCUGGCGGCUCUACCUCGGGCCACAGCCAGAGCCACAGUCACAACCAGAAUGCGUCCAGCGAUCGCGUGGAGGUGAUCAAGUUGCCACCGACCAUCACCUCCAACGGCGCAUACAAUCUGUCCAGCAAGGGAUGCGGCAAGGAGCUGCACGACUUGACCGGGGAUCCGGCUCUCGCCUCUGGCGUCAAUCUCAGCCUCAAGUCGAGCGGCGCGCCCGCCAGCGGUGCCAUUGGCUCGGCUUCCAAUCCCAUUACCAUAGACGACUUCGAUGCUCCGCUUAAUCUGUCCAUGAAGCCCUCGGACAAGAGCAGCGGCAACAAUGCGAAUUCGACAGGAGGCGCAUCCUCUGCUGCCUCCUCUUCAACGGCCUCGGCGGCGUUGGGCAAUCUAGCCAGCGAUUAUCAGACAGGCCAGAGCAGCACCGGCAACGGAUCGAACAGCUUGCAGAGCCUGAGCUCCAUAACAGCCGCCUUGGGUGGCACCGGUGGCAUGCCCGGCGGUUCCAUCUCUGGCAGUGGCAGUGGGGCAGGUGGUGCAUCGCCUUCGCCGGCGCAGAGCAGCUUGCCCGCCGCUUCGGGCACGUCUGGCUCGUCCGGAUCCGGAUCGGGCUCAUCGACCUAUAAGGAGGGACGGCCACGCAAUCUGGGUCGCGGCGUAUCGAAGCCCAAGAAGAACACGGUGGCCUCGCUGCUGGCCCAAUCGCGUGCCGUCGGACUCAAGCCCAUGCUUGCCACACAGCAGCUGCUGCAGCAGGGCGCGGACAUUGAGAAGAUCCGCUUGGCGCUGAGCGAGGCGAACGCGCACAUGGAAACGUCGACAGACUCGGAGAGUGUUGCCGCCGAGAGCGGCAUGUCGGAGUCGGAGAGUGAGGAUGCGAACAUAUUGAAUGUGGCGGAGCUGCGCGUGCCAUUGGAGCUGGGCUGGAAGCGAGAAACAGUCAUACGUGGCCUGACCAAGCAGGGCCAGAUCCGCGGCGAAGUCACCUACUAUGCCCCGGGCAGCACCCUGCCCCUGAAGACCAUUGGCCAAGUGUUUGCUCUCUUGGAUCAGCAGCCAUCGAAUCUGACGCGCGAAAACUUUAGCUUCUCGGCGCGUGCGAUUGUCGGUUCGUUCCUGCAGCCGGCGCCGGCGCCCUAUGCCAAUGAUGGCGAAUACAUACGCAUGACGGACGAGGAUGUGGCCAAGCGGCUGGAGGAUCUGAAAGUGUUCACGCGCCAGACGCUCAACGUGGAGCAGCGCAUCGAGAUUGCCAAGCAGCAGCAGGCAAUGCGCGACGCCAAGAAGCAACAGAAGGAGGAGCUGGCACGCAACAAGGAGAAGGCGCGGCAGGAGAAGAAUGCCAAGCUGGAGCAGCAGCGCAAAGAGAAGGAGCUCAAGAACCAACAAGCCAUUGAGGAGCGCAAGAAGCGUCAAGAGGAACUGGAUCGUCUCAAGCAGGAGGAGUUGCUCAAGAAGCAGCAGGAGAAAGAGAAGCGACGUCAGGAAGCAAUUCUAGCUAAGGAACAGGAACUUCAGAAGCAAAAGGAGCUGCUGCUAGCUGCCGAAAUGGAGCGCGAACGUCGUCGUCAGCACAUGAAUCUGAUUCGCAUGCUGGAGGUGCGGCGCAAGUUCGAGGAGCGGGAGAAAAAGAAGCACCAGCUGGUGUUGGAUCGCCUGAUACUGCGCGAGCGUCGCAUGGCUGAGCGCAAGCGGGAUGCUGAGAUUUUGCAGCUAAUACGCAAACCGAGCGAGGACUCGGAGCUGCCGCAGGAGCUGUCUGUGCCGGAACUGGAGCGCAUCGCGGGCAAUCGGUUGCCUGGACAGGCGAUGGCCGAUCUGCUGAUGGUGUUUGAGUUCUUGCACAACUUUGGCGAGACGCUGGGCUUUGACAUGGAGUCGCUGCCAUCGCUGCAGAAUCUGCACGACGCGCUGAUCAGCGACAGCAACGCCGACGCCGAGGAGGAGCUGUUGUCGGUGAUGACGCACUUGCUGGUCUGUGCCAUCGAGGAUCCGGGCGUGCCCAAUCCGGGCCGCCAUACAACGCUGCUGGGCCAGUCGCUGCGCAACGCGGACAUAACCAAUUCGAAUGUAUCAGAAAUUCUGCGCAUCUAUCUGUACGCCACGGCCACCGGCGAGAUACGACAGAUGCACGGUAUCACAGUGGACAGGGAGCGCGAGCGCCGAGUGCCCGACCAUCAUCAGGUGGAUGCGGACACGGCCACGCACUCGGCCAAGAAUCACGAGUACUACAAGCUGCUGCACGAGAACGACACCUGGAAGCUGUCGCAUGCGCUCAAGGAUCGUCCCUUCGUGGCGCUCAAUCCGACGCGCAAGGCGCAGAUGCUGGCGCACCUGUGCAACGACCUGCUGAUGAACAAGGCCGUGCUGCGGCAGAUCGACGGCAGUUUGGAGACCUGCGCCCAGAUGCGCAAGGAGAAGUACAUGACUGACAUGAAGGUGCGCAAGUACAAGGCGCUGCACCAGCGCAAGGCGCGCAUCGAGGCGUAUGAGAAGGCGCAGGCGGAGCGCGAGGCGGCCAUGCAGGCGCUGCUGGCUCAACAGAAGCUCGAUGCGGAGCGGGAGCGCGAACGGCUCGCUAAGCAAGCGGAGGCCGAGGCCGAAGCGGAGGCCAACAAGCAGGCAACGGCUGAGUCCUCGGCCGAUGGAACAGCCGCUGCAACUCCGAGUGCCGCGGAGGGCAGUGCUGCGGGCGUCGACUGCAACAGCGAGGAUAAAUCGCAGGAGGAUCAGGACAAACAGGAGGAGCAGCAACAACAGCAAUCACCAGAGGCGGAACAACAAUCACAGCCCAUGGACUUGGAUGGCGAUGCAGCAGUUCCAAUUGCAACCAACAACGAUGCUGUGGCAUCUCAGGGCGCUGCCUCCAUGGUCGAGGUGAGCCCGUCGAAGCAGCUGGCCAAGUUGGAGGAGUAUCAGCAAAAUGGCGGCACAGCCGGAGUCGGUGGUGCGGUGGCGGAUGGUGGAAUGUCGGCCAUGCUGCAGGCAAAGAAGAGCGGCGCACGCAAUUCCAUCAAUGAGGAUGGGCACACGCAGAGCCACGAUGUGAGCAUCAUCGAGGAUGACCUCUCCGACUUGGACUCGGAGAUCACCAAUGUGGAGGAGGACGAGGACAAUCGCCUGAGUGCGGACGAGCUGCAAAAGAAGCUGGACAAAAUUGUGCGCGCCUCGCUCAACUGCAAGGAGGCGCUGGAGAAGAGCACCAAUCAGCUGCGCGCCGCCUGCUUUGGCCAGGAUCGGUUCUGGCGACGCUACUGGAAGCUGCCAAAGGCCGGCGGCAUAUUCAUCGAAGCUCUGGAGUCGGCCCAGAACGAGAUUUGCGACUAUCACGAGGCACUGGAGGCCAUGGACGAGCAGCAGCAGAAGCAGAAGCCAGUCGAGCCGGCAGCCGAUGCAACGGAACAGAUGGCCGUUGAUGAUGGCGCUGCGUCCGAGGAAACGCCCGAAGCUGAAGCAGAUGCGCCACCAGCAGCAGCAGCAGCAGCAGCAGGAGUAGCAGGAGCAGCAACAGUUGAUGCAACUGCAGCAGAGUCCAUGGAAGUUGAUGAAGUAACGGAAGUGGACAGCGGCAAGGCGCAGCAAACGAAUCAUCAGGCGGAGCAUGUGGUCGAGGACGACGAUGACGAUGAUGAUGUGACGGAGAUUAACAAAGUGGAGCCGGAGAUUGUCGAUCUGGGCGACGACGAUGACGAUAUGCCACCCGCCAUUGUGAAGCCCGCCGAGCCAAUUGUGACGAGGCCCGAGAUUAAGGUCAAGUCGGAGAUGGAACUAAUGGGACCGCCGCCGACGGUCAUCUCCACAAAGACGGACUUUGAGGCCGAGAUUAAAAUACCCACCAUUCCGGGCCUGAUACCAACGCUCAGCAACAACAACAACAACGGCAACAGCAAUAAUAACAACAACAGCAACGGCAACGGCAACUGUGAAAAAAUGGAGGCACUCACUCAAGAUGAUCUGAAGAAGGAGGACGACUGCAUCAUUGUGUCCACUACACAGGUGGGCGAGGACACCACGCCCCGCUGGUUCUCGAUAGUGAAGCGCGAGGUUCCGCUGAUCAGCGAGCUGCCCGCGGAGGAGGGCGGCGUGGUGGCCCCAGAGCUGCAGCUGAGCUAUGCCAGCUCCCAGAACUGCAGCGCUCAGCUGCAGAUGCAGGGACAUCCGUGGGAUCUGAUCAACAACAUGCAGUACUAUAGCAUACCCAUGGAGGAGUGCAAGGUGGAUCCGAGCAAGUUCAGUCAGGAGUGCAUCUUCACGCUCUCAGGGCUGGACGAGAAGCAGAUGCAGGCCAAGCUGGAUGAGUACGAACAAGCCAAGUUAACGAUGUCAAAAAACGGUCUGGCGUCUCCUCAUCGUUGCCAGACAACCGAUGAGGAGCAGCAGCAGCAACAGCAGCAAGAGAAGCAAUCACCGCAACAGCAGCCAAUGAGGCUGUCCAAAUCCGAAUCUGAGUCGGAUUCGUUUUUUCGUUUGCGCGCUGAUGCCGCACCGGACACAGGGGGCGGGAACGGCGAAGCUGCCGAACUGAAGCCCAAGAUUGAGCUGCGUCUGGAUGAGGCCCUGUCCCAGGCAUACUAUCACAACAUAGCGAACAUGUCGCUGAGCAGCGUGCAGACCUACAUACCGAUCGACAUUCCUCUGCCGCUCUCGAUGACGCCGGACGAGCACCGGCUGCUGGAGCAGGUGAAGCUGGCCGGAUUCCCGGAGAAGGUGCACGGCGUCUAUGUGCCACGCCGGCAGCGCUAUGGCUGGUGGCAGCUGGACGACGAGCAGAAGCUGCGCCAGCUGCUAAAGACAUUGAAUCCAUCGGGAUUGCGAGAGCGCGAGCUGCAGGAGAAUCUAACGCGAUUCCUGACUCUAGAGCAGCCAUUGGGCAUCAACUAUCAGCUGAAGCUGAACGACGCCCAGGCUGAGCUGGUGGAGUACAUGCUGCCGGAUCGGCCGGGUGACUGGAAUCCCAAGGUGGCCAGGCGCGUGGAGCUGGCGCUGCUGGAGCAGCUGGAGUCGCUCGAGGAUAAGAUAGCGAGCGCCUCGAUGCAACUGAAGAACUGGCAGUUGCCGACGCGCAGCGACAACGACGUCAGCCUGGCCGAGCAGGAGGACUUGACCGAGGCGGACUUCGUGAGCAUCAUACCCAUGAUCAGGGAGCGCAUCAUCGAUCUAGAGGCGAACAUUGAGCGACGAUAUCUGAAGCCUCCGCUUGGCUCGCAGACCGGAGAUGCCCACCUGGCGGUCAUUGCACAGAAUCAGCACACCUCGACGCAGACCCAGAACUCUGCCUCGGCGGCCGCAUAUCUGCUGCAGAUGCAGCAGCAGCAGCAACAGCAGCUGAUGGCCCAGCAGCAGCAGCAGCAGAACCAACAGCCCGGCAAUAGCCUCAAUGCCUCCGCCUUCAAUGAGCGUACCAUGGCGCUGGCAGCGGCUGCCGCGGCAGCUAAUCCAAGCAGCCUUGCCUCCGCCUCCUGCGACCCAGCGGCGGCGGCAACAACAGCUGCAGCAGCAGCAGCCGGAGCAACUACGUCAACAGCAUCAGCUGGCAGCGUGGAGCCCUGCUCUGGCGCCGCAUCACCAGCGAGCAACUGCGACAGCGACAAGGACGAGAAGGUGGAGAAUAUACCCAAGGGUUUGGUGCAAUGGCGCGAUGCUGUCGCCCGAUCCCACACCACCGCCCAGCUGGCCAUGGCGCUCUAUGUGCUGGAGUCCUGCGUGGCCUGGGACAAGAGCAUCAUGAAGGCGUAUGCAAUGCCCGCAAAGAACAACAAGUCCAACAAGAAGAAAAGUAACGCCAAAAAGCAGGCAACACCAAAGAAGAAACAACAACAACAACAACAGCAGCAGCAGCAGAAGCAGGAGCAAGCUCCAUCAAAAGCCAAACAAUCAAAGAAAGAAAAGGAAAAGGAAAGGAAGCAAGCGAAAACUGCACCGAUGACCAUCAAAAUCAACUUGAAGGCUUUGGCACAGAAUGGAUGCGACCGUGAUCGUGACCAGAACAACGCCACACCCAACUCGAACUCCAACUCGAACUCGAACUCCAACUCAGACUCGGACACGGACAGUGACUAUUCGAACUCGCAUUCGAACGGCAAACGGAAACGACGACGACAAGGACGACGUUCAGGCACUACUACAAACUCUUGCAAAUAUUCAAACUCCUUACAGAAUUGCCAGUUCUGCACCUCGGGCGAGAACGAGGACAAGCUGCUGCUCUGCGAUGGCUGCGACAAGGGCUACCACACCUACUGCUUCAAGCCCAAAAUGGACAACAUACCCGAUGGCGACUGGUAUUGCUACGAGUGCGUCAACAAGGCGACCAACGAGCGCAAGUGCAUCGUCUGCGGCGGCCAUCGACCCUCGCCCGUGGGCAAGAUGAUCUACUGUGAUCUGUGCCCGCGCGCCUAUCACGCCGACUGCUACAUUCCGCCACUGCUGAAGGUGCCGCGUGGCAAGUGGUACUGCCAUGGCUGCAUCACCCGUGCUCCGCCGCCGAAGAAGCGCAGCGCCGCCAGCAGCGGCGGCAGCAGCAGCAAAUCGCGACGGGAUCGCGACGCCAGCACCGCAGCCAAGCGACGAGGCAGCGACAAGCAACAACUGCUGGCCUCGGCUGGCAGCAUGGAGCAGCUCUGCUCCGUCGACCAGCAUCAGCAGCAACAGCAGCAACAACAACAGCAGCAGCAACAGUUGCAGCUGCACAGCUCUCAGCAGUCGCUCAACUCGUCGCACGAUGAGUCCAUGACAUCCUUGCCAGCGCCGCUUAGUCCGGCGCAUUCGAUUGCCUCCGGCACGUACGAUGAGCACCACCACAACAACUCCAUCGAUGCCAGCCGCUUCCAGGCGCACGUCGGCAACAACAAUGGCGGCGCGCAGCUGGAGGAGAAUGCUUCGUUUGCUGCUGGAUAUGCAGCGCCGAAUAGCUUUGGCGUGGUGCCGACGCAGCAGGCGCAGGGAAUGCAGUUUGCGGCCAUGUCGCCGCGCGCUGUGACGCCCACACGGACACCGACGCCAACGCUGACGCCGACGCCCACCUCGACGCCUGUGCCAGCGCCAACGCCGCCGCCACCGACGCUGACUGCGCCGCUGCAGCCGCCGACGGCAAAUGUGGCGGCACCUGUGCUGAUGCAGUCCUCGCCCACGUCGCUGCUGAACGUUGCCUGUCAAUCGCCGCCGCAGCAGCAGCAGCAACAGUUGCUGGCUAUGCCGUCGCCGAGAACGUGCACACCGACGCCACCGAGUGCUGGGACGCAAAUGUCGCCGCCCCCGAUUAACAUACACGCCAUACAAGAGGCCAAGGAGAAGCUGAAGCAGGAGAAGAAGGAGAAGCACGCCACCAAGAAGCUGAUCAAGGAGCUGGCCGUCUGCAAGACGCUGCUGGGCGAAAUGGAGCUGCAUGAGGACUCCUGGCCGUUCCUGUUGCCAGUGAACACCAAACAGUUUCCCACAUAUCGCAAGAUCAUCAAAAGUCCCAUGGACCUCUCCACAAUCAAGAAGAAACUGCAGGAUUUGAGCUACAAGUGCCGCGAAGACUUUUGCGUGGACGUGCGGCAAAUCUUUGACAACUGUGAAAUGUUCAAUGAGGAUGAUUCGCCAGUGGGCAAGGCGGGUCACGGCAUGCGCAAGUUCUUCGAGUCGCGCUGGACAGAGCUCACAGACAAGCACUCCUGAUACUCUACUCAGACGCAGUCAAGUCCAGCCGCAGCUGCAGCAACUGGAAGUACAACAGCAACA
Drosophila navojoa is the source of this 9969-nucleotide messenger RNA. It is a transcript of the gene tou, whose product is annotated as bromodomain adjacent to zinc finger domain 2B toutatis. Gene Ontology annotation, molecular function: DNA binding; protein binding. Gene Ontology annotation, cellular component: chromatin. Lineage: Eukaryota; Metazoa; Arthropoda; Insecta; Diptera; Drosophilidae. The record is from RefSeq and is a predicted model, not a curated record.